AUGGCGGCACUGAGCAUUGAAAAAGACUUCGGGGUUCCAAACAGAAAGAGACUGAUAAUCAAGUCGGAGGCCUUUUCAAGAGUAUCAUCUGAAAUUGAUGAGAGUAUAUCACCAGCUUUUGACCCAGUUGAAGUGGCUGCUGCAGUAGAGUCUGCAAUGUACGAAAGAAUUGGGUGGUCUAACCCAAUCAAGAAGGCUAAGUAUCGAUCAGUCUUGUUCAAUCUCAAAGACCCAAAGAACCCGGAUUUGAGGCGAAAGGUUCUUCUUGGAGAGAUCAAGGCGGAGACCCUUGUAACCAUGAGUGCCGAAGAGAUGGCCAGCGAGAAAAGGCAGCGUGAGAACAUUCAGAUAAAGUUGAAAAAGUUGAAGAGGUGUGUGCAUGAUGCUGAUGAAGAAGAUAAGGCCACCACUGACAUGUUCCAGUGCAGCCGGUGCCGCGAGCGCAAGUGCACCUACUACCAGUUGCAGACACGGAGUGCCGAUGAGCCCAUGACAACCUAUAUCACUUGCGUCAAAUGCAACAAACGCUGGAAGGUUUAA
Molecule: messenger RNA, 540 nt
Organism: Quercus robur (English oak)
Lineage: Eukaryota; Viridiplantae; Streptophyta; Magnoliopsida; Fagales; Fagaceae
Product: transcription elongation factor TFIIS-like
Exons: 2
Coding region: 1-540 (179 amino acids)
Biological process (GO): DNA-templated transcription
Cellular component (GO): nucleus
Molecular function (GO): zinc ion binding; nucleic acid binding
Source: RefSeq, a predicted model, not a curated record